Messenger RNA from Stegodyphus dumicola, 1483 nucleotides. Its product is annotated as speckle-type POZ protein B-like. NCBI's taxonomy places the organism in Eukaryota, Metazoa, Arthropoda, Arachnida, Araneae, Eresidae. The record is from RefSeq and is a predicted model, not a curated record.
AGCAAAUCAUACCGCUCGGGCCUUUGCCGUUAUGCAGAUAACACUCGUUCUUGGAUGUUUAUACGAAAACACGAUUUAAAACUUUUUCUGUAUAGUGACAGUUCCUGAAGUGUUUUAUCCUUCUAUUUUAAAUUCUCCAAGGCCGCUACUAAGGCUAUCCUUCUGAAGCUCUGACGUUGUUUCAUUUGAAAGUUCACAGAAGAAUUAUGGCAUCUUACGUAUUAGAUUUCGAAAGAACAUUCAUGCUUCCGAAUUCUAGUGUGUGUCCAAGUUUCGGACCUACGAAUGAUUGUUUCAAAGAAUGGGAUGUUUUUCUUAUCAAAGGUGUAGAAAAAGAAAAAUAUGAGUUUCACCUUCGUAGGAAAACUACAGAGGAGAAGUUACAACUAACAGGAGUGAUAGAAUUGAGACCUCCGACUAAUGUAGUAGUAAACGUGUCUGACGUUAUGCAUGUAGGUCAAACUACUCUUUAUAUCUUCUUAUCCAAUUUAAGUAUUCCACUUAGAACAUUUUUCAAAAUUGUGGUGUUACGACUUACUAAAGGAAUGAAAAUAUCCUCGCAAUCGAAUGCCGAGAUCCAGAAUCUUAACAGCUCCCAGAAACCAAUGUCAACACUCAGCGCCGAUACAUUGUUAACCUUAUCCCGUGACAUAGAAGAUGUAUACAAGAAAAAAGAUUAUUCGGACAUGGUUCUUGUCGUAGACACCUUGGAAAUACAUGUUCACAAGUUUAUGCUUUCUGCCAGGUCCCCAGUAUUUGCUGGAAUGCUUCAACAUACCAUGACAGAAAGCACGGAGAGUAGAGUGGUGAUUUCUGAUGUGGAACAGAAUGUCAUGAAAGAGCUUGUGCUAUUUAUGUACACCGGUCGAGUUAAUGAUUAUAGUUACCCCAUGGCCCGAGAGUUGUACUCAGCUGCAGAUAAGUACGCCAUCUUGGAAUUGAAAGGUAUUUGUCGUCAAGUUAUUACGUCAUCGCUGUCCACGUCGACAGCCACAGAAGCGUUGAUUUUAGCUGAUAUGCACAGCGAUGAAGAACUAAAACAAAAUGUCAUGGUUUUUAUCUGUUCUAACAUUAAGAAAAUGAAAGCAACUCCAGUAUGGACUGCUUUCUUAAAGGAAUAUUCCAAUUUGGGAACAGAAGUUUUGUCUUUUGUAUUAGACAAACUAUGUUAAUUUCAUGAUAGUGAUAGUAAGUGACGAUAGUUAAAGGAUUAUUAGUUUCUUGCAAAGAAAUUCAAGCUGACUUCUCUUUUUUUCUUCUAUGACUAUUCAAUAUUGCUGAUUCGUAGAUUUAUGUUAAUUUGUAUCAUUUAGUUUCAUUUUAUGUUAAUUCAUUUCAGUCCUUAAAAAUGUGUUUCCUAGGAUUAGUCCUUAAAAAUGUGAUCCUUCCUCUAGAAUCCAAGAAACUAAACAUUUCUAUCGGAAGAGUUAUGAAGUUUAAUUUGAUUUUUUACUGUCAAAUAAAUUUAAGUAUUAAAAAUUAA